AACAGUGAUUGACUGGACUGUCAGUUAGCAACACAAAUCUGUGUCUACCUUUCUGAAAACAGACACUGCAGAUGACAUGGCCACAGGUGGUGACAGCUAGUUUUCUGUCAGCGCUGGGCGAAAGGAAGCAGGAGUUGCAGCAGAUCCAGUCUCACCAGCUUCUGUCCAGCAAAGACAGAAAACCUUGUGGAGUUGGUUUGGAAGCAGAGGAAGUGCUGACCAGAGUGACGCCGAGGUGAGGGGAGUGGGAGAGCGCCUUCAAAUCCCAAGGCUCCAACAAGAAGUAACCUGAACGACUCACCGUUGACCAGCAUGUCUUCAGGAAUCUCCUCUAUGAUGCAUUUUUCCUCCUGUUCUCCAAGAUCAAAAUACAUGGCUGCUGCCAACAUCAGUGUAGAAAUGGCUUAUUUUGGCAUUGCCUACUUCUGGACAUCACAGUAAUCAAAAGCCACCACACAGAGCUCCUGACAGAGGCAGGUGUGACACCGUCCCAGCAGAUGGCGGUAGUGAGCACCGAGGCCAUUCUGAGCUGGUCGGAAAAAAAACACAAACAACCACAAGAAAACCACAAAACCAAGAUGGCGGUGCAAGAGACAGCAUCUCAACUGUCCAUGGCUCUCAAAGUCCAAGAAUAUCCCACCCUGAAGGUGCCGUACGAGACUCUGAACAAACGCUUCAGGGCGGCUCAGAAGAACAUCGACCGGGAGACGAGUCACGUGACGAUGGUUGUCGCAGAGCUGGAGAAGACGCUGAGCAGCUUCCCAGUGGUCGACUCCGUGGUGUCACUGCUGGAUGGUGUGGUGGAGAAGCUCAGCGCCCUGAAGAGGAAGGCUGCCGAGUCCAUCCAAGCAGAAGAUGAGAGUGCCAAGCUGUGUAAGCGUCGCAUUGAGCACUUGAAGGAGCACAGCAGCGACCAGCCGGCCUCGGUCAACCUGUGGAAGAAGAAACGCAUGGACCGAAUGAUGGUGGAGCAUCUGCUGCGCUGCGGCUACUACAACACAGCUGUUAAACUGGCCAGACAGAGCGGUAUAGAGGAUCUGGUCAACAUUGAGAUGUUCCUCACAGCUAAGGAGGUGGAGGAGUCUCUGGAGAGGCAGGAGACAGCCACUUGCCUAGCCUGGUGCCAUGACAAUAAGUCCCGCCUCCGCAAGAUGAAGAGCUGUCUGGAGUUCAGUCUGAGAAUCCAGGAGUUCAUUGAACUCAUCAGACAAAACAAACGCAUGGAUGCAGUCAGACAUGCAAGGAAGCACUUCAGCCAAGCGGAGGGUGGACAGCUGGAUGAGGUCCGGCAGGUGAUGGGCAUGCUGGCCUUCCCAUCAGAUACACAUAUCUCCCCAUACAAGGAUCUGUUGGAUCCAGCCCGCUGGAAGAUGCUGAUCCAGCAGUUUCGAUAUGACAAUUACAGACUGCAUCAGCUGGGGAACAACUCUGUCUUCACUAUCACUCUACAGGCUGGUCUGUCUGCCAUCAAGACACCUCAGUGCUACAAGGAGGAUGGUACCUCUAAGAACCCAGACUGCCCAGUGUGCAGUAAAUCCCUUAACAAGUUGGCCCAGCCGCUACCCAUGGCCCACUGCGCCAACUCCAGACUAGUUUGUAAGAUCUCUGGAGAGGUCAUGAAUGAAAACAACCCUCCAAUGAUGCUGCCUAAUGGAUAUGUGUACGGCUACAAUUCCCUUCUGUCCAUCCGCCAAGAUGACAAAGUGGUGUGUCCCAGAACCAAAGAAGUCUUCAACUUCUCUCAGGCUGAGAAAGUCUACAUCAUGUGAUCACUCAGAUAGCCCGUCUGAGUAUCAACAUGAUCGAAUACGGCCGUCAUUCAUCACCUGUGACCCGGCCUACUCGAGAGCCACCUGUGGAGCUGUGAUCCAGUGCCCUUCUCCCCCACCACAGACACACCCGACGUUUUCCACAACCCCCCUCUCCCAGUACAUGAUCAGAUCAAGUCUGCCAGUUCCCUUCCCCUAUCAUUUUAUCACACAGAAACUGGGAUCCUCUCCUUUCAGACUGGUUUAGAUGUGGCUAGAGAACAAGAAGUUGAUUGAUCUGAUCCAUUCAAGCACAUGGACUAUCAACAUUGUCAUUAUCGUACAGGCCCUCACUCGGAAGUGUAGAGACUACAGAGAAGGAGUGAGGGGGUGAAAAACUGCUAGGUAGUUAUUUGAUUUUAUUACAACGAAUAAAAACUUGUUGAGGUUACUUUGACUUUUCACUAGUGGUGUUCCUUUGUUACUAAAAUAACAUGUGGCAGGACUUUGUUAACUCGCUCCAUUAACAAGAUUAACACGUACAAUUUGGGCCUUUUUCAGAACAAACAUGGCCGGCCUCCUGGUCAUGUGGUAGCAUCUCAUUCUGUGAUGCAUGCUGUCAACAUCCUUUGUCUUCUAGCCAUGUUUUUUGGUGGGUUGUUUGGGGGGGGAUAUAUGUUAAAUGCCACCUUUUUAAGCUGCCCACCUUUUCGCAUUUCAUCCCCCCUAUGUUUGUGAAACCGGAGCCUGAUUUGGGCUGCAGCUGGCUCCUUUUCAAAUGUAAAUAUUAGAUAGGAAUUGAUCAUCCUCAUGUAUAAAUUCGGGGGGGGGGGGGGCAAGUAACGACAAGGAAGAUUACCCUUCUACGAAGAUUGCUGUGUGACCUGAACAAGUGUUUUCUUGGGUGUUGUAAACCUGAUAUAGCCCACGGUAUCCUCAAGCUGGUCAUCAUUGAGGGCGCUGUUAGUUUCACAAACUCGGUCAAUAUUAAUGAUGGUGUAUUUACCACCAUAAUGAAAAUGACGCAAUAUUCAAACAAGACAACCAUCUAUGAUGUGAUUUUUUUUUUUUUUUUUUUUUU
Molecule: messenger RNA, 2829 nt
Organism: Epinephelus fuscoguttatus (brown-marbled grouper)
Lineage: Eukaryota; Metazoa; Chordata; Actinopteri; Perciformes; Serranidae
Gene: maea
Product: macrophage erythroblast attacher, E3 ubiquitin ligase
Exons: 14
Coding region: 498-1769 (423 amino acids)
Biological process (GO): proteasome-mediated ubiquitin-dependent protein catabolic process
Cellular component (GO): GID complex; nucleus; cytoplasm
Molecular function (GO): protein binding; ubiquitin protein ligase activity
Source: RefSeq, a predicted model, not a curated record